Prunus dulcis (almond) is the source of this 1764-nucleotide messenger RNA. RefSeq lists its product as uncharacterized. Bases 358 to 1284 code for a protein of 308 amino acids. Lineage: Eukaryota; Viridiplantae; Streptophyta; Magnoliopsida; Rosales; Rosaceae. The transcript has a single exon. The record is from RefSeq and is a predicted model, not a curated record. Gene Ontology annotation, molecular function: protein binding.
UCUCUCUCUCUCUCUCUCUCCAAACCCCCAAAAUCCAAAGUCAUUCACUCACUGAAACCCUUUCUUCUCUUCUCUCUUCCCUCUUCCCUCUUCCCUCUAUCUCUCUCGUCAAUCACUUCAUUUACUGUCUCUCUCUCUCUCUCUAGAAAGCGACCAAAAGGACACUCUUGUAGGCAUUGCUACAGUUGGCACAAGCGCUACAUCCAAAAGGCCAAAGAGCGCUUUUGCUUCUUCCCCCGUUUUCACUUAACAAACACAGAGAAGGGUUGAGUCUCUUUUAAGAGAAACUCAAUCCAGGCAACAGUAGGCUCUCUCUCUCAAAAAAUUAGAGUAAAUAAAAAGAUAAAAUCGGAUUCGAUGGCGGAGAUACCACCACCGAUGGGUCAGAUCAACGGCGGACAACUCAUGUUGGGUUCAUCCGAGACCGUGGGAUCGAAGCGACAGCGAAGGCCCAGCGUCCGAUUGGGCGACAUCGGAGGAGACCAGCCGUACGAUUCGCACGUGCGACGCACCACCAAGCAAUGGAAGCUCCCACUUGAUCACCGGAAAGACUCCAAUAAGUCCUCAAAGACUCGACCUUUAACGAAUUUGAGCGCUGGUGCCGACUUCCAAGAAACCCUAGACGGCGAAGAUAGAGAGGGAAAUCUCGAUAGUGUUGCCAUUGGUAGCUGGAAGGUCAAGGACACCAAGAAAAGAGCUUCGAACACGAAAAGGGUCAGAUCCAAUUGGGUCUCUUCCAAGAUUGAUGAAGGUGGUGAUGCUGCUGCUGCUGAAGGGGAUGAUAAAUUUAGCGGAGGUGAGGAUGUUGAAGAUGGGUAUCGGGUUUUUGAUGUCGAAAACUCGGAGUCUCCUUUGAAAGACCAGAGCCCAAUUCAUUCUUCCGACAAUUUGGGUGUGGAUGGGCAUUUGAAUGAAAGGGAUGUGCUUUACCAUGGAAGUAGGAGACCCAUUAGGACUAGGGUUUCAGAGGGUAGGGACCACCAUGAUGGUGUUGAGCUAUCUGGGCCGUCGGAUAAUGAUGCAAGGGAUUGGAAUUGUAGAGGGACUAGUGGGGAUAGAAAUGGGAAUGAAGGCAGAGGGACGUGUGGGGAAGAUGGUGUUAGGGUUUGGCUCAAUGGCCUAGGAUUAGGUCGUUAUGCCCCGAUGUUUGAAAUUCAUGAGGUGGAUGAUGAAGUAUUGCCCAUGUUAACUUUGGAGGACCUCAAAGAUAUGGGCAUAAAUGCAGUUGGUACCAGAAGGAAAAUGUAUUGUGCAAUUCAGAAGCUUGGAAAGGGGUUUUCUUGACUUUUGUUUUUGUGACUGUUGGUGAUUGAAAGACCAAAAUGAAGAAGAAAAAAAAUCCUCAGCCACGGCAAUGUAAGAUACAUGCCUGAAAGUAAAACUGGUUUGAGCUUUUGGUUAUAUUUUGCUCUCAAAUCUCAACUCAGUGGUAUUUUUGGAUGAGUAGGUUUUGUUUCAUUGCACUAUUUACCUUUUCUUUAAUUGAGUGCAAAUCCAUAUUUUCUUUUUUAUAACAAUGCUGGACUAGUUGUAGUUUUUCAUUGAUCAUAGGGAGACCAUGAUGAGGAACUAUCUUUUCUUAUCUGGUUGUAGCCUUUAGGACAGAAUGGGCAAGGGAAAAGCCUAGAAUUGGUUGGAGGAAGGACCAAUUGUAGUCUUUUCCUUUCCAGUCUUCAUUCUUUCCACCCAGGCAUGCAGAAUAAUUUUGAGCCGAUAUCUAAUGUAUAUAAUGAUUUCCCAGAGCUAAAGAUGUCUUUUGUUGAA